GGAGGGCGUGGGCUUGGCGGCCCAUCCGAAAGUGGCCGUUUACUUGAGGCGGUUUCCUUAGUACCCCCGAGUGAUUUGAGUCUGUGGAGUCACAGAUGCCAGGACGUAUGGCCCCCCUCAAGAAGUCUCAGAAGGCCACAAGGUUGCCCCUGGCUUUAAACCCCCUGAAGAGCAAGGACGUGUUGGCAGUGCUGGCUGAGAGGAACCAGUCUGUAGUACCAGUUGGGGCGUGGGUAGAACAUGCCUCCCCAGAUAGUUCGGAAAUCCCUGCAUAUACUUCAGCAUAUAUGGUUGAAGAAAAACUAAAAGAACAGUUAAGGAAAAAACAAGAAGCUUUGAAACAUUUUCAGAGACAAGUCAAACACCGAGUAAAUCAACGAAUUAGGCUAAGAAAAAAGCAACAGCUUCAGAAGUCUUAUGAAGCAGCAGAAAAAGAAGGCUAUAUAGCCAUGCAAUCUCCAGAUCCAGCACACUUAACUCCUAAAAGGACAAGUGUUUUUGCAAACAAUUUGAAUGGCGCUAUUGGAAUUUCUAGGUUACCCCCUUCCCAGAUGCUUGGGGAUGAAAUAGAAGAUAGAGAGAAUCAGAAUGAAUUAUUCCAACAACAAGCCCAGGCUCUUAGUCAAACCAUGAAACAGGCACGUCACCGACUGGCAUCCUUUAAAACUGUGAGUAAAAAAAAGGCAUCAGUGUUUCCAGAUGGUAGAAGGAAAAGCUUUCCUACCCAAGAGGACCCUGACUGUGAGGAAUCUUCAUCUGUUAUGACAGAUGAGAAAGGGAGAGAUUUGUUAUGGGGGGAACAGCAGGAUCUCCUUUCUGAAGACAAAGACAAACCUUUCAGCAGAGUUCAGAAAGUAAAAUUUAAAAACCCAUUAUUUGUUGUGAUGGAAGAAGAAGGACAAAAGCAGUUACAUCUUAGGGGCCUUCAGGAUAUUCUGCCAGAAGCCCGGAAUUAUCUUCCAGAAGCCCGAGGUGAUCUGAAAAUCCAGGGUGAUUUGACAGGAAUCCAGAGUGUUGAGCUGGAAGCUCACAGUGUUGAGUCGAAUAGCAAGGCUGUUGAGCCAGAAGACCAGGCUGUUGAGCCAGAAGACCAGGCUGUUGAGCCAGAAGACCAGGCUGUUGAGCCAGAAGACCAGGCUGUUGAGCCAGAAGGCCAGGCUGUUAAGACAGAAACUCAGGGUAUUAUGCUGAAAUCCCAGAAUACUGAGCUAGAAAAUGGGAAUAUUGUGGUAGAAGCCCAGGAUUUUCUACUCCAAAACCAGAUUUUUCUACCCAAAAACCUGUGUGUUCUCCCCAAAGACCAGAAUAUUUUACCUAGAUGUCAGGACCAGGAUUUUGUCUCUAAAGACCAAGAUUUUCUACCCAGAGACCAGCAUCUUUUCCCCAAAGACCAGAAUAUUCUACCCAACUAUCAGGACCAGGAAUGUUUCUCUGAAGACCAGGAUUUUCUACGCAGAGAUCAGCGUGUUUUCCCCAAAGACCGGAAUAUUGUGCCUAAGUGUCAGGAACAGAAUUUUCUCCCUAAAGACUGGGAUUUUCUCCUCAGAGACCAGCAUGUUCUCCCCAAAGGCCAGAAUAUUGUACCCAAAUGUCAGGACCAGGAUUUUCUACCUAAAGACCAAGACUUUCUACCCAGAGACCAGUGUGUUUUCCCCAAAGACCAGAAUAUUCUACACAAAUAUCAGGAUCAGGAUUUUCUCUCUAAAGACCAGGAGCUUCUACCUAGAGACCUGUAUGUUCUCCCAAAAAACCAGAAUAUUCUACCUAAAUGUCAGGACCAGGACUUUCUACCUAAAGACCAGGAUUUUCUACCCAGAGACCAGAAUAUUCUACCAAAAUGUCAGGACCAGGAUUUCCUAUGCAAAGAUCAGAAAGUACAUUUUAAAGAGCCACACUGUGAUAUGACAGAUGAGGAAGGAAGAGAAGGCUUUUCUCCGGCUGGUUAUCAGUAUCUACCUCCUAAACCCCAGAACCAGAACUUCAUCAGAGAUCAGAGCUUAUACUUUAGGCAGCAGCUAUCUGUUGGGACAGCUGAAAAAUGUCAAGAGGAUUUGCUUCUGGAUAGCCAUCAGCAUCUUCCAUCCAGGAACCAGAGAGACACUUCCAGCAGACAACAGGUGUAUAAUGAAUAUCAAUCAGGAAUGAGCACUAAAUUCCAAGCUUUACUGGCAUUUCGGUCUGGAAUAGAUCAAGAAGACGACAAGAAAGAGCGUCAAAAGCAGUACCUGAGACAUAGACGACUUUUCAUGGAUAUUGAGAGAGAACAAGUAAAAGAACAACAAAGGCAAAAAGAACAAAAGAAGAAAAUUGAUAAAAUUAAGAAAAAGAAAGAGCAACAACGUUAUGCUGAAGAGCAGAGGAUCCUAAAAACGAAUUUUCAUGAAGAACCAUAUUCAGGGGAGAAGAUGAGUGACAUGUUAGCCCAGUUACAACUUGAAGAAAUAAAAGGAGCCAGAGAAAAGCAACAGAGACAAAAGGAAUACCUAAGAUAUGUAGAAGCUUUACGAGCUCAGAUCCAGGAGAAGAUGCAGCUAUAUAAUAUUACUUUACCUCCACUAUGCUGUUGUGGUCCUGAUUUUUGGGAUGCUCAUCCCAAUACCUGUGCCAACAAUUGUAUUUUCUAUAAAAACCACAGAGCAUAUACUCGGGCACUUCAUUCAGUCAUCAAUUCUUGUGAUAUCUCUGAGGGGAGUUCAACUCUUCGAAACGCCAUUCAUAAUUUUGCUUCUGCACACAGACGGACCUUGAAAAAUCUGUAAUAGAAAUCUGAACUGGUGGUAUUUUGGUCUUCAUUUAAAAAUCAACCUUGAGAUAUUAUUUAGGAAAAGCUGUUAAAGUAUAUAAGAUGAAAAGAAACACUGGAAAGAAACACUAUCCCACAUAACUGUCUCUAUAAUUAGAUUGCAACCAUUGCUUCAAUCUCUGCCUUGGGACCAAGAUUGAAAGUUGACUUCCAAACUUGCCUCUUCUUUGUUAUGAACCAUAUAGAGCCUAUUAUUUUAAAAAAUGACCAGUCAGACAAGUAAGGUGUCUCUUACUUUGCUCUGUUCAGAAGAGAUCAUGAGAUAUCUUUGAGAUUAUCUCAUUUAUCAUCUUUCUAAAACUGUAUCUUUGAGCCUUGACAAUAUCGAAAUUUUCUUCAUAAAAUAGAGAAGAGAGGAAAUGAGCGUCUGAGCAUCAGUGGCCAUUUAUGUUACCAUUAACUUUUCAAGUUGUGUGUAACAAUUAGACAUGAGAUGAAUCUGAAUCUGAUGCACAUUUUCUUCUCAAAAUUUUCUAUCUGCUGUUUUUCUGUUUGUUUGUUUUGUUUUUAAAUGUAU
Molecule: messenger RNA, 3320 nt
Organism: Cynocephalus volans (Philippine flying lemur)
Lineage: Eukaryota; Metazoa; Chordata; Mammalia; Dermoptera; Cynocephalidae
Gene: CCDC15
Product: coiled-coil domain containing 15
Exons: 14
Coding region: 96-2759 (887 amino acids)
Cellular component (GO): centrosome
Source: RefSeq, a predicted model, not a curated record